GAGAACAGCACACUUGAAUCAUUCAGCUGCCGCUCUUCUAACUUGUGUUACAAAGGAUCAAGACUAACCCAGCACCAUGGGCUGUGUUCAAAGCUUCAGGGAAUUGUGCGACCGUCAAAAAAAUACCAAUGUUCGUGUCAGUCUCCCAGCAGUUUGCUUCGUGUGGCAAACAGCCAUGAUCAUCUUGUUUGGGGUUUUUGUUCGCUACAACGAAGAAUCGGAUGCACACUGGAUAGAGCACAGAAAAGUUGAAAAUAUAUCCAGUGACAUAGAGAACGACUUCUACUACAGAUAUCCAAGUUUCCAGGAUGUCCAUGUGAUGAUCUUUGUUGGAUUUGGCUUCCUGAUGACGUUUCUUAAGCGCUACAGCUUCGGCGCGGUGGGUUUCAACUUCCUCAUCGCAGCCUUUGGCCUCCAAUGGGCGCUGCUGAUGCAAGGCUGGUUCCACUCCCUGGACUACAGUGAUGGAAAGAUCAAAAUUGGAGUUGAAAACAUGAUCAACGCUGACUUCUGUGUGGCCAGCUGCUUAAUAGCCUACGGGGCGGUGCUUGGUAAAGUCAGUGCAGUCCAGCUGCUGGUUAUGACCCUGUUUGGGGUCACGUUGUUUGCCGUGGAGGAAUAUAUCAUCCUAAAUCUCAUACAUGCCAAAGAUGCUGGAGGCUCCAUGGUGAUCCACACAUUUGGAGGUUACUAUGGUCUCUCCAUCUCGUGGAUGCUCUACCGGCCAAACCUGGACCAGAGCAAUCGUCUGCAGGGCUCCGUCUAUCACUCGGAUGUCUUUGCCAUGAUUGGCACCCUCUUCCUGUGGAUGUUCUGGCCCAGCUUCAACUCAGCCAUCACAGACCACGGGGACGGGCAGCACAGAGCAGCCCUAAACACAUACCUGGCUUUGGCCUCAACUGUGCUCACUACUGUGGCCAUCUCCAGCCUCUUCCAGAAGCAUGGGAAACUAGACAUGGUCCACAUCCAGAACUCCACUCUUGCUGGAGGUGUUGCAGUAGGAACGGCAGCAGAGUUCAUGCUGAUGCCCUACGGGUCUCUGAUCGUGGGGUUCUGCUGUGGCAUCGUCUCCACACUGGGAUAUGUCUACCUCACGCCUUUCAUGGAGAAGCACCUGAAGAUCCAGGACACGUGUGGAAUCCAUAACCUGCAUGCCAUGCCAGGAGUCAUAGGUGGCAUUGUGGGAGCCAUUACUGCCGCAUCUGCAACAAAGUCUGUUUAUGGUGCUGAGGGGCUCAUUAACACCUUUGACUUUGAGGGUGAUUUCAAGGACAUGGUCCCCACACGGCAGGGUGGUCACCAGGCUGCAGGCCUCUGUGUGGCCAUCUGCUUUGGUGUGGGCGGAGGUAUCCUUGUCGGUUGUAUUUUAAGAUUACCUAUCUGGGGAGAUCCUGCAGAUGACAAUUGUUUUGAUGAUGAGCCCUACUGGGAGCUCCCUGAUGAGGAAGAGACCAUCCCACCAAUCCUUCACUACAACAACCACAUGCGGAACAAAGAUGUAGCGGAGUCAAAUUUCUCUGUGGAGCAGACCUGACGCGAGGCCUUGUCCUAAUGGAUGUGUCUGUCUUUAUCACACAUCACCCGUUUGUGCCUUUUAAUUUUCCUGCUACACAGAAAUAUUCAUUUGAUUCGAUUAAUUCACUCCAAUCAAAACCAGUUUUUUUUCAUACAGUUUGUCUUUUUGUUUUGUUUUUUGUGAAGUAAAAAACAUAUUGUCUGUUUUCCCAAGAUAGUUAUUUCAGUUUAAAUCAAUUGAUAUUCAAUCAAAUAUUGCUAUUAAGUGUGAUUGGCAUUCGCGGAGUGAUUUGCCUCAUUUCAAAAUUAAAGCAUAAUGUAAUUAAAACUGCAGAAUUUGUCUCUUGUUCAAUAGAAGAUGCAGAGCUUUGAUGAAAGUAACUUAAACAUGACCAUGAAAACAUACAACCAUGGUUCCUUUAAGUAGGUUUGAGAAAACAUUUUAAAACCAUGUUUUGUAUUACAUAUGCUUCAGACCCUGAGUUGCACUUUGCUGUGGAUUUUCCACAGAAGCUUUCACAACUUUGUUUUUACUGAUUUGUUUUCUGUCUGCACGACAUAACAGAAUGCAGGUCACAUUCAAAGUCAAUCCACAGACUUUUUUUUGACAUGUUUUUGCUUAAAUUGUUGUAUGUUGAUUUGCGUAGUUGUUUUUUCUUUUAUUGCAAUUAGAUGCAUUGAAAAAAUGAGUUAGUAUCACGUUAGUUAUUAUGGAUUUUCAAAAUAAGAGCUGUGGUAUUUGUUUUGUUAUGCUGUGACAUAAAGGAUGUUUGGUAACACUUUACUUGGACCCACCCUAACUUAGCAUUAAUAAGCAUUGUAUGAACUCUAAAUACAUGUCUUUUAAGACACCAUGUUGUAUUGUUGCAAGCACAAAAGAGCAUAUUUUUAAAUUGUA
Molecule: messenger RNA, 2413 nt
Organism: Anarrhichthys ocellatus (wolf-eel)
Lineage: Eukaryota; Metazoa; Chordata; Actinopteri; Perciformes; Anarhichadidae
Gene: rhcgb
Product: Rh family, C glycoprotein b
Exons: 11
Coding region: 77-1534 (485 amino acids)
Biological process (GO): ammonium homeostasis; ammonium transmembrane transport
Cellular component (GO): plasma membrane
Molecular function (GO): ammonium channel activity
Source: RefSeq, a predicted model, not a curated record